Microbotryum saponariae is the source of this 745-nucleotide messenger RNA. NCBI's taxonomy places the organism in Eukaryota, Fungi, Basidiomycota, Microbotryomycetes, Microbotryales, Microbotryaceae. The record is from the annotation of a GenBank genome assembly.
AUGCAUCACCCACGACCAUCCGCUGCGAUCAUCUUGUGUGAAAUACACCACCGUACGAUCGGCGGCUAUGUCUCUACCUGCGCUGCCGCUCGUCUGACCGAUCGACUCGCCCGCCAAUUCGCACACUCGCCCCGGCUGCCUCUCGCGUUCGCGCACCACACGACUCGCUCCGCCGCAACCGACCGACCACGCCCACUCCGCACCUCCGCACCGCCCGCCCGCCCAUCCCACGCGCGACCCACCCACCGCACCCGCACUCACUCACUCACUCGCUACUCCUACUGCAACGAACCACACCCUCAACAGGCCCAAGAUCUACAAGCCCGGAAAAGUUGCAUUGGUCUUGUCGGGGCGCUACGCCGGCCGCAAGGUCGUCGUCAUCCGCCAGUCGGACGAAGGCACCAAGGAGCGACCUUACCCCCACGCCAUCGUCGCCGGUGUCGACCGUUACCCUCGCAAGGUCACAAAGAGGAUGGGCAAGAAGUCGAUCGAGAAGCGAUCCAAGGUCAAGCCCUUCAUCAAGUCGAUCAACUACUCGCACUUGCUCCCGACCCGUUACGCGCUCGAGCUCGAGGGGCUGAAGGGCGUCGUCGCGCCCGAGACGUUCAAGGAGGUGUCCGGCCGAGAGGAUUCCAAGAAGCAGAUCAAGAAGUUGUUCGAGGAGAGGUACCUCGCUGGCAAGAACAGGUGUGUGCUCUCUCUCCCUUGGCGUCGCCACCUCUCGUCACUUGACCCGUUGGGCUGA